UGAAUAGCUCAAACAGAAUAAUUAUUUUCUAUAGAGACAACUUUCGGUCCAGCGGUGCGCACUUGUUUCACGAUAACUGCCGUUCUAUUUACGUUUUUAUUUCUGUGACACCUUUUCCCUCAGUCUGGUGGAAGCGCAGAAAUAAGCACAGAGCGUCUGAUCUGAUCUACUCUGUGGUGGUAGAUGGGGUGAUGAAGGUUAGAUGUUUUUAGUGUUUGCUCUAGACUAUGAUCCCAUUAAAACGCAGGAAAGCCUCUCUACCUGUAAGCCAACAGGAUGACACCUGUAAAUUUCCCCAUGUUUCUAUAUUCAUCUUGGAGAGGAAGAUGGGAACAUCUAGAAGAGCAUUUCUUACACGACUAGGACGGAGCAAAGGAUUUCUUAUUAAAGAAACCUACAGUUCCUCCAUCACACAUGUUGUGUCAGAAAACAACAGUGGAGAUGAAGUCCAGGCCUGGCUGGACAACCAAACUGGACGAGACGCCUCCAGUUCUGUCCAUUUGUUGGACAUCAGGUGGUUUACGGAGAGCAUGGAGGCAGGACAUCCUGUUAUAGUUCAGGACAGACACAUAUUAAAGGUUAACCCAAAACCCAACGGAGACCCCACAGCAAUGCUGAUGAAAAGUUACGCCUGUCAAAGACGAACGCCUUUAAAACACCACAAUUCAUUUCUAACAGAGGCUCUUGAAAUCUUGUCUCAGAAUGCCGAAUACAAUGAUAAUGAAGGACGGAGCGUGGCGUUCAGACGGGCGGCAUCAGUCUUGAAGGCGCUUCCCCGGCGCGUGAGGAGCAUGCAGGAUCUGAGGUGUUUGCCCUGCCUGGGUGACCAUUCACAGAGAGUUAUAAAGGAGAUUUUAGAAGAUGGAUCAUCAAGAGAAGUAGAGUCAACAAGACAAUCAGAGCAAUAUCAGGCCAUGAAGGCACUAACUGGUAUUUUCGGGGUGGGUGUGCGGACGGCAGAUCGCUGGUUUAGAGAGGGUUUGCGAUCUCCAGACGAUUUGAUUCGCAGAGGACAACAGUUGAACCGUGAACAGCAAGCAGGAGUCCAGUAUUACGAUGACCUCCAGAAACCCGUCACUAAGGUGGAGGCUGAUGUCAUCAGUGAUAUCGUUGAGAAAGCUGUGCACGCUGUGCUGCCCGGAGCAGAGAUCCAGCUCAUGGGAGGCUUCAGGAGGGGGAAGGAAGUCGGUCACGAUGUGGACUUUCUCAUAACACAUCCAGAGGAAGGAAAAGAGGAAGGACUGAUGCCUAAAAUCACAAACUGGCUGAAGGAGCAGGGUUUACUGCUGUAUCAGAAGACGACCAGAAACUCUUAUCUGGAAAAAAUGGAUGGUCCAGCUCGGGCGUCUAGUAACAUGGAUCGCUUUGAGAGAUGCUUUUCCAUAUUUAAGCUUCAGAAAUCUGCUGUGAGCUGCAAGUCGAGUUCCACUGCUUCUGCUGAGGACGUCAGUACAGCACGUGAAAGUGAACGACCCGGUGAGCAUCAUUCAGAAGCGUCCGGCUGGAGAGCUGUACGGGUCGAUCUGGUGGUCAGUCCCUACAGUCAGUUUGCCUUCGCCACUCUCGGAUGGACCGGCUCAAAGCUGUUUGAGAGGGAGUUGAGACGGUGGGCGGGGCAAGAGAAGCACAUGUCCUUGAGCAGCCACGCCCUCUACGACAGCAAACAGAAUCUGUAUCUCAGAGCAAAGAAGGAAGAGGAGAUUUUUGCCUACCUGGGUCUGGAGUUUAUUCCUCCAUCCGAGCGAAAUGCCUGAAUCUGUCCGUUUUUGAUUAUCACUACAAAUGUGCCAGUGCUUCCAUCGACGAGCCUUAUAUUUUAGCUCCCAGUUAUGAUCAGAUCACAUUUAUAGGACACGAUGGAAAAGAGUCAGGUAUCUGAUGUUUUUUAUUCAGUCAUUUUCCGAUAACUUAAUCAAUCGCACAGUGUUUUUCACCAUAUGCAUAUGCGGUUUCAAGUUCUAACGUGGUUCUUUGUAAAUAAUGUGUAGUAUAGUAUACUUCUUCUAGAUGUUCAUAAGAUAACUCUUUGAAACUUGAACAUAAAAUGAGUUAUGUCUUAUUUUAUACUUUGGAUAAAUGACCAUAGGGAUGAAUGACCAUAGGUGGUUUUCAUGUAAUAUCCUCUCUACUUACUGCACUGGCACAUAUUGGUUAUUCAACAUAUAAAUGUUCUACUGACAUUUGUAGAGAUGCCUUAUUUCUUAUGGAGGCUCAAGUUUUUGUGAGAGGGAAUAUUUGAUGCAUAUGUAGACGUUAUUGCAUACAUGCAGGAUGUAUUUGUGGUUAGGUGAUGCUUGACAUUAUUCUAACGUCCUUUUUGUGCACCUGGUUCAUUUUGACCCGCUUUCCCCAACCGCCUAACAUCCAUACAUGCUCACUGUAUAUUAGAAAUGCUUUCUUCUUGAGUGCCUCGUGGGGAAGAACAGACUACAUAACCAAAGAAAAUACAGAAAAAAAAAGUCACAGACUUUUUUUUCUAGAAUUGUAAUCUGCUUAGAACCUACUUAAAAUAAGAACAAUUUUCUAAAAAUACAGAAUUUCUUUAUGAUGUUAAGAACUAGGGAUGCACGAUAUUGGACUUUUGCCGAUAUCCAAUAUGUCGAUAUUUUUCAACUCAUUU
Sinocyclocheilus anshuiensis is the source of this 2620-nucleotide messenger RNA. It is a transcript of the gene polm, whose product is annotated as polymerase (DNA directed), mu. Gene Ontology annotation, cellular component: nucleus. Gene Ontology annotation, biological process: double-strand break repair via nonhomologous end joining. Gene Ontology annotation, molecular function: DNA-directed DNA polymerase activity; DNA binding. Lineage: Eukaryota; Metazoa; Chordata; Actinopteri; Cypriniformes; Cyprinidae. The transcript is spliced from 11 exons. Bases 228 to 1754 code for a protein of 508 amino acids. The record is from RefSeq and is a predicted model, not a curated record.